UGUAGUUCAUAUCUUGAAUGAUAAAUUGUGCUUCUUUAUGACAAUUAAGUGUACUGAAUAUGUGUUUGUGUUGUUUGCAUUAAGGAUUAAUGUGUUAAAAAGGUUUUCUCAAUGUUUAUGCUGUGUCACAAGUUCAUUUCAAAACCAAUGACAUUAUAUGAACUCGAUGUGCGUUUUGGCCAUUUUACUUGGCUUGCGUUGGUGAUUCGUAUAUAGUCACGUGACCAAAGUGGAUUUCGGAUCAAUGGCGCCAAAUGACUUUUACAGAAAAUGUUUCACCUUAUUUGGGGAUGGAAACUAAAGUGUCACCAUGUGAAUGAUGUGACAUUCUACACCAUGCUACUACCGCGUUCAAAGUGUAAAGCCGUAAAAGGAUCGUGAACAUGUAGGUUGUCAAAAAAGUAAUCAAGAUGUCGUUGAGAGGCACAAAGCGGGCAUCUGGGAUGCGGGGGGAUGAGCCAAGCACAUCCAAGCGUCGGAGGGCAGAGCCUGAAGAUGCUCUUUGGCAGCUUCGGCCUGUCAGUGACCUCAAGAUGUCAUCUAUAUAUAAUCGAAGUGCCUCUGAGGCACCUGCUGAACUAUUCAGGAAGGACCUCAUCAGUGCGAUGAAACUUCCCGAUUCAGAACCACUUACACCAAGUGAGUACUGGGUCAUCACAGACACAUGGAAACAAGACUGGGAACGAGGGGUACAAGUCCCUGUUAAUCCUGAUUCACUACCAGCUCCGAAAGUCAAAAUCAUUGAUAAUCCAAUGCCUCCCAACUUUCAAGAGUUCAAAUUACCUAGAGAUAAAUACAUCCAUUUAACGCGCGAUGUUCACUACCAAUCAGAUCAACAUUUUCUCAGUUCAACUCCAGCAAGAGCCGAAGCAGCAUGCACAUAUGACUUAGAUUCCACAGAUACAGCAUGGCUCAAGCUGUUGAAUGCAGAACGAGCGCGAGCUGGUGCUCCUUCGGUCACAGAAGAUCAACUUGAGAAGGUUAUCGAAGAAUUAGAGGUUCGAACAUGGGAUAAAAUCCAAGCCAUCAUUAAAUCUGAAGAAGGAUUAGGCAUUGAGUAUGACGAGAAUGUUAUCUGCGACGUAUGCCGAUCUCCGGACUCUGAGGAUGGAAACGAAAUGGUGUUUUGUGAUUCCUGUAACAUUUGUGUGCACCAAGCAUGUUAUGGCAUAACUGUUAUUCCUGAUGGGCAGUGGUUGUGUCGACCUUGUGGAGCUGGUAUAAGACCAACUUGUGUAUUGUGUCCCAAUCUUGGCGGGGCGAUGAAAUGCACACCCUCUGGACACAAAUGGGCUCAUGUUAGUUGUGUACUUUGGAUUCCAGAAGUGUCUAUUGGUUGUGCAGAAAAAAUGGAACCCAUAACUAAAAUAACCUCUAUACCAGCAUCACGCUGGUCUUUGGUUUGUGUUUUGUGUCGCGAACGUAAAGGUGCUUGUAUUCAGUGCUCGGUGAAGACUUGUAAGACUGCUUAUCAUGUUACUUGUGCAUUUAAACAUGGAUUAGAAAUGCGUGCGAUAAUAGAAGAUGAAAAUGCUGAUGAUGGUGUGAAGUUACGUUCUUAUUGUCAAAAGCAUAGUGUGAAUUCCAAAAAAGAAAAAUGUCCUGGUUCUGGGUCAGAAGAAGAAGAAGUGAAGAGGAAGAGGCGAAAAGACAUGACAUCGGAGGAGAAGACGCAAGCGCGGGCGGCGCGUCUUCAAGAAAUAGAAGGAGAAUUCGAUCGCCACGUUACGGUGAAAGAUAUAAGUACACAUCUUUUGGAUAUUGAUCAAGAUGCUAUUCAUUACAUUUAUAAUUACUGGAAAUUGAAGAGAAGGGCUGGAUAUAACCGUCCUCUCUUACCACCAAAAUCAGAUGACCAUGAACUUUUAACUCAUAGGCAAGAGCAAGCAGAUCUUGAUAAAAUGAAAAUGUUUGUACAACUAAGGCAAGAUUUAGAAAGAGUGCGGAACUUAUGUUAUAUGGUCAGUCGAAGAGAAAAGCUUUCUCGUACAUUCUUUCGUAUGAGGGAACAAACGUUUCAUAAACAAAUAGCAGUAUUAACUGAAGAUCCAACAUUAUCAGGGCCUGAUCUUGCUGCUAUUUUACAGGCUAAUCAUGGCCCAUCAAUUUAUGACAGAUUAUAUUCACAUCCAAAUGCUCCAGAUCAUAAAAAUGACUUUGAUGAUUUACUUGCUCGUAUAGCUCCCCAGGACUCAAGUGAUGAUAAAAAGAAAGAUCGUAAUGGUCUUGUUCGAGGCUCUAAGUCAGCAAAUCCAUAUAAAAAGCAUUAUGUAAAUGGAUCACGUAGAAGUGGCAGCAUGUACAGUGGUUAUUCCAGUGAGGAAAGUGGGGGUGAUGUGAGUCGUUCAACUAAAUAUCGAGGCAAAGUUAUAGGUUCAACCACUGAAGAUGAUGUAAAAAAGUCUGGGUCAUCUCCAAAGAAGAAAGUUUCUCCGAAAGGAAAAGGAAAGAAAUCGCCUAAAAAGGUAGAAAGAAAGAAAAGGAAGGUACCACAAUCUAAAGCUGUUGUAGAAAGUAGCAGUGAAGAUGAUACGUUAAAAUCUAGAAUGAAGAAAGAUAGAUCACGUAGUAAGACUCUUCAGCAAAUGGAAAAAGAAAUGACAGCUGGUAAAACAGGUCAAUCUGGCACUGACAGUGAUGACUUAAUUCCCAUCAGAACUACUCGUAACAGUAAAUUUCCCAUGGAUAUUUAUUCGGACAGCAGUGAUGAGGUUUCAAUUAAAGAAGAAAUCAAACCUGGAAAGUCGACUAAAGCUAAAAAUGAGAAAUCUAAGUCAGAAAAAUCUAAAGCAGGUAAAUCUUGCAAUGAUAAUGAUUCACAGCAGCCAUUACCACGUACAAAAGCUGCGAUGAAGGAGUUCAUUCCAACACAACCUGAAAAGAAAACUGUUCCAGUGCCAGAAAAACCCGCGCCUAAAAAGAGGGGACGAAAACCUUCGAAUAAAGAGAAAAAGACUCCAGUUAAAACUAAACCAUCUGACGAUGAAGCAAAAAAUAAGGAAAACAUUAAAUUGGCUAAACAGAAAGAUAAUCCUACUGACUUAAUAGUGCCACAAAGACAGGCUGCUAAAAAGGCUUCGGAAAACAUGCGUUCAACUACUGCAGUCAAAAAAGAAGACACUACUACAGAUAAACAAGUCAGUGGUGAUGAUGCAAAAUCCAAACCUAAGUUGAAAUCAAAAGGAAAAGAAGUUAAGGAUAUUCCACGUAAAGUUGGCCGAAAAAAAUCUUCCAAAGAUCAAGAUAAAGAGCUUAUUGCUUAUGUUCCUCAGAGACAAGCUGCUAAAAAAGCAGCAGCGCACAUAAAGAGUGGCUUAGGUACUAAAGCUCCAGUUACUGAAACUAUUGAUACUGAUAAGAAGAAAGAUAUUGAAAAGGUAGAUACAAAAACUUCACCUAAAAAGGAUGAUCCUAAGAGGUCAAAAUCACCACAAAAAGAGAGUUCAAGUUCUUCAUCCAAUUCUAGUAGCAGUAGCUAUUCCUCAUCAUCUAGCUCAGAGGAAGAACAAGAAAAGCAUGAGAUUAAGCCUACUGCUAAAGCAAGAGAAAUAAAGCCUGCUCCUAGACAACCAUCUAUGUUUUCACCACCAGGCUCUAGACCGACAGUGGACUUGCCCUUUCUUGACAAGGUGUCAAGACCAUUGUCUUCAACAAGUGCCUCGAGUGAUACUGACAGUUCUAAAGCAUCAAGACUUUCUGAAUCAGGAAGUCCAUCUCCCAAACGUCCACGUAGACGACGUAAGAGAAAAAGUGUCUCUGUCGAUGCGUCCCUCCGCAAGGCCCCAGACAAGAAGCUUAAAACUUCCGAUCAGGGGUCCGAGUGCAGGGUACCAUCACCGGCUAUUGAAGGAGAGGAACCGAGUAGACCCAGCGACACGCGUGCUUCCACACGUGCUCGGACCAGAAGCACUACUUCAAGCGGAAAUAUGCCUCAUAAGUCUGAUGCCCGACAGAGAAAACCAUCUAAAGACGACACAGGGCAUGCCUCUGCACCAAAUAAAAUUUCCAAAGAGAGCAGCCAGCCCAUUGAACUUAAAACUACGAAGCGGAAAGAGGACGAGGAGAUAAAGAAAGAAACUGAUGUCAAUCUACCAAUUGAGGUUACCAACAAUGAUAUACAAGUAAUUAAGCCUAUAAAAACUAAGGGGCGAAGUGUCUCUAUUGAAGAAAAAGUAAAACCGAACUUAAGUGAAACUACUCCCUUAAAGAGGACAAGUCCAAGAAAGAGUACAGAAACAAAACAUAAAAUUGCUGUUCAAAGGAGAAUGAGUGUUAAAGAUGCUUCAAUUAAGGAAAUUUUGUCUCCUCCUAAAGAAACCUGUGCACAAGUACCAAAAGGACGAAAUUCUACCAGGCGAACAUCACAGGCAACAGAACUUGCUAAUGUUUCGCCUGUGAAGAAAGUAACUGAAUCCAUUGAUGCUGCACCUAUGGACAGUAUUGAAAACAAACCUGUGAUCGAGGAAGUCGACUUUCCGGACAAUGACAAAAAUUGGUUACCCAAGGCGCCUAGCCCAAAUGUCCACCCACCGCCUGUGGAAAAACCGGGAGACCAUGAAAAAUAUAUGACUGAAGAUAAAUCAUUGGAUUCGGAUUGUACAGAUAAAAGUAGUAUAAAAAUGAUUGCUAAAAUACAAGCAAAUCUUAAUGAAAAUACGAUGAUAAAAUCACCUAAGACUCCAAUGGAUGCAAGAACUAUUGACCCUAUGGAUGUUGACGCUAUUACCCGUAAUGUAAGGAAACGUUCUAUCAUUGACAUAGAGAAGAAAUUUAUAACACAAGAUUCAAGCCAUGUUCAGGGUGUCGAAAUAUCCAAAAGUGCUAAAAUACCUUCCACCACCAAUCCAUUUCCGAACAGGUCGGUAUUUUCUCCAAAUAAAGAUACAGAAUUAUUUGAGUUUGAUAAUAUGUUAGCUGUUGAUGAUGGAUUCAACCAUGAGGAAAUCAUGAAACCAUUCACAUCAUAUUGUGAUGAUUUCUUUUUCAAAGAGGAUUCUAAAGAACAAGGUGUCCAAGAAACAUUAAAUCUAGUUGAUAGACUAAGAAUGCAACUCAACACCAAAAAACAACCUAUUGAAAAUUCUGCUCAGGAUGAUGCAGCAAUGAAUGAUAAAGUACAAGGAGAUGAAGAUGUUCCCAUUACUCUCAAUGUUGAAAAAAGUGAGCAAGAUGUUUUAGGAUCGAAAAGUCCAGUUUUAAAUGUAGAGGAUGAAAAGGAAUGUCCAAGUGAUAUUCAAACAACAAAUCAUUUUUCCGAUACCUCAGAGUGCCUUGAUGUAACUCAAGAUGCGGUUUCAGAUAACAAAGAAGCCACAAUACCCACAAAUAGCAAAGAAAAAUGGGUUGAUUUAACACAAAAUGACUCUCCGUUAGCGCUGACUGACGAGGUAAAAUAUGGUCUAACUGAAGAUGUGAAGGAUCUAGCAACUGUCCAAUCAAUAAAGUCUGUGUCAGAAAUAGGAGACACUAUAUCUCUGUCAAAACAGAGUGAUGAUUCACAGUCUUUGUCAGUUGUAGAUCAUUCAAUGCACAGCAAUGAUCAAGAGCUAACUCAAGAUAAUCAAACUUACGACAAUAACAAUUCAAUGAUACAUUCGGACUGUGCAACAAUAUCGUCGCCAUAUAUAGGUCGUGGAGAAAGUAAAAUUACAACAAGAAGAUCAUCAGCCUCUAGUACAAAUUCCGAAGGCUCAAUUUGUUCUCAGAAAACAGACGUAAAAUCUCAUCUUAAUUGUGAAUCUCUACAAGGAACUUUAAUACCAGAGAUUGAUGCAUAUCCAUUACCAGCUUAUUCUUGUCGUGUUGAACCUACAAUGCCAUUAAAUCAAUAUACUACUUACCCACCGGAUAGUUCACCAUUUUUGAGUACAAUGGCAACAUUGCCUUUAUUCGGACCAGGGCCUUGCGCUUCAUCACAAUUAACUUUACCGUCGCCAGCGUCUGGAAUUUACGGCUCUGGUUUACCCUAUUCAGCGAGUCCUCUAAUACCACCAUUAACAAAACCAGCAUUCACCUGUGCUGCUUUCACUUCUUCAUCGCAAAACAUAGCAUUGACAACAGCUAUGAUAGCAUCGCCAAUUCCUAAACCACUCGAUUCUCCGCGAGAUGAUGUUGACAUAAGCGGGAGCGAUAAAUUAUCUAUACACGUCGCUUCAAGUCCUAGUAUUAGCGUGGAUUCAUAUAAUGAGUCAAGUAACACCAGAGCGCUAAAUAAAUUGUCGAAUGAUAGCGAUGAAACUGUAAUGAGUCUGACAUCACUGGAUACAAAAUCCUCUCCAAAGCCAACAACAAAGUCUACUAAAUUUUCGAGUAAAUCACCCGGUAAAAGCCCUGGUAUAUCUCCUCGACAAAGUGAUACGUCCAAGGGUACAAAACGGUCCAAUAAUAAGAACAAUAGAAGUCAAAGAGGUAGAGGCAGAUCAAAGAGCCGUGGCCAAGGUAAUCAAUCUGGGGAAUUUUCUGGUAACUCAAUUCAAAGUAAACUAGUUGGCACUGUAUAUGAUUUCAAUGAGGAAAUGGCUAAUGAUGGAGUUGAUCUUAAAGCAUUAAGGGAAAGAUGCAAAUCUUUAGACACGAAAGAUGACAGAAAAUCAGAACAUUCUUAUAAGGAUUCUUCCCAAUCUCCUCGUGCGGUAAGCCCUCACGCAGUGAAUAAGAAAUCUACGCCAGAGCAAAAAGAAAUUAAACCCUCUACACCUGAAACAACAGAGGAUCCACAAUCUCCUCUUGGUAAAAAUAAUGCAGAUAGAGGACCGGGUUUCACACAGGUACAACCAGUCCUGCCAGGACCUGUUGAUAUGCGUACCUAUAAUCCCUUUGACAAUCCCGCUCCUACAACAGGUGAUGCAUAUCACAGUCACUUGUUGGCCUUUGCUAGUGGGACAGCUGACCAACAUUUGGUUGAUUUUGAUGAAGAAAUGGAGAAAAAGCUACACUCAGCACUUAUGGCUAGCAAACCAAAACCUGGAACUCCAGCGGCGGCAGCAGCAGCACAAGAGAUUGUUGAGCCUCCAAAAGAGACUUUCAUACCACACUUACCAAAAGUAUCAUUGAGUGACUCAAGAAACCAAUUGAAAGUAAAGAUUAAAGGCCCAUUCCUGGAUGCUAACUAUUCCACUAGUUCAGUGCAACGCGUAGCACCACAACCUCCGCCACCAGCACAUGAUUCAAAUACGACCGUUUUUAAUAUAUCCAACAGUACUACAAGUUUCAUGACCGGAUCGACCAACCUAAGACGUAUGCGAAAGAAGGAGUUGUUACGUCAAUAUUGGACUCAAGACAUGAACAUGGACGACCCAACAAAUAUAUCAAAUGUGGGAAUCGCUCCGCCGCCCGCCGCUCCUCAGCCUAUGCUUCGUGCUGUCAUUACAAUACCAAAAGCAGUAGCUUCUAUGACCAGCAUUCCUACAAGAGAAGACUACAAAAUUAUCGAUACGCCAGUUGAAAAGAAAAAGCGAAAGACUACUAGUGGACUUUCGCGAGAACUUAGGCAUUUAGAAGUCAGCAUGAAUGAUGACGCUGACCCAUCUGAUGAUGUCAAACUAUCUAAUUUCGCUGGUAGUUCAGCCCAGGCGCAUAAGAGACGCGGGCGAGUUUCUACCAAACCUAACCAGACCAGCACUACACCUCCUGCUGCGCCCAAAUUAAAAAUAAAAUUUGGAUCAAACAUUGUGCCGCAAGUGAACGAGGAACCAUCUGGAAUUCAGUUUAGGCCGCCGAAAAAACGAUUACAGAGUAUACCUAAACCAAGCUUGGAAGAUUUAAAGCGUGAAAGUAUGAAAUAUCGACGAUUGGUAAUGGCCAAUUUCGAGGAAGAUGAGAAGGCCAGUACACAUAAACACAAACCUAGCAAAACGGAAAAACGUAAAAAGAAGAAGGAUAAAAAAUCUGGAAAAGAAAAACUACAAGUCAUAAAUACGGAAAGUGAAAGUGCUACUAAGUUGAUAAUAAAAAAAAUUAAAAUUAAAUGUCCGAAACCGGCAAAAGGGAAGCCCGUUACCUCUGAAGGAGGUUCGAUAGCGGGCGCUGUGGCAGCAGCGCCUGAGCCGCCGGUCGAUCCCCUCGACUACGACCCCACAAAACCGGACCCACUGGCUUUUGACUCACCGUUGAGCUCGGAGUGCGCUUCUACGUUACGUAGAAUAAGGACAGACAAGGUGACACCUAUUCGAUUAAAACGCAGUCCGCAAGGUUCAGGUUACGUGAUGGAGGCGGGCGCGGACCUGGCGCAGACAUCUGCGUCGUUGGCGUCGACCGCCUCAUCGGCCUCGACGGCCUCAACGUCCGCGUCCGUGUCGUUCGCCGUGAAUAAACAUUGUGAAGUGAGGUGAUAUAAACCGCGCAAACGGCGUUAAAAACUUUCAAAAUUAAUAUUGAACAUUGUUGUACAGUAAUAUUAAUUGGUAGUUGUAAAUAACUUUUGGGCCGGUUUCUCAAUCGUCAAAAUAAUCUUUAACUGAGCAAUAAAUUUCAUGUUAUGACAAGUUAUAUAAAAAAAUCUGUCAUAUUUAUUGCUUACGCAGGCUAUGUAACGAUUGAAAAAUUAUCCCUUGAAUUAAUAAUAUUUCUUUUGAUUCUUGAUGUAGUUUAUUACAUUAUUUAUUUGUAUAAAU
Molecule: messenger RNA, 8612 nt
Organism: Pararge aegeria (speckled wood butterfly)
Lineage: Eukaryota; Metazoa; Arthropoda; Insecta; Lepidoptera; Nymphalidae
Gene: rno
Product: PHD finger protein rhinoceros
Exons: 6
Coding region: 411-8330 (2639 amino acids)
Biological process (GO): regulation of transcription by RNA polymerase II
Source: RefSeq, a predicted model, not a curated record